This is a messenger RNA of Fragaria vesca subsp. vesca, 1252 nucleotides long. RefSeq lists its product as uncharacterized. The coding region runs from base 99 to 824 and encodes 241 amino acids. Gene Ontology annotation, molecular function: nicotinamidase activity. NCBI's taxonomy places the organism in Eukaryota, Viridiplantae, Streptophyta, Magnoliopsida, Rosales, Rosaceae. Gene Ontology annotation, biological process: pyridine nucleotide salvage. The record is from RefSeq and is a predicted model, not a curated record. The transcript is spliced from 5 exons.
GUUCAUUCAAAUCUCAUUGUUGGUUCAUUUGAUUCUUCUUAUCACCUUGAUCAGCAGCAGCCACACCUUUUCUUGAACACAAAAAGAAACCAAGAAAAAUGGUGCCACGUACAGUUGAUUUGUUAAAGGAGCAGAUACCGGUGCACCAGGAAUCUAUACAUGUCACCGGCGACGUCAAGACCGGCCUUGUCCUCGUCGACGUCAUUAACGGCUUCUGCACCGUCGGCGCUGGCAAUUUGGCUCCAAGGCAACCGAACAAGCAAAUCUCGGAAAUGGUGAAGGAGGCGGUGAGACUUGCCGGAGUUUUCUGUGAGAAGAAAUGGCCUGUUCUCGGCUUUCUUGAUUCUCAUCACCCUGAUAUCCCUGAGUAUCCUUAUCCUCCUCAUUGCAUUGCUGGCACUGAUGAAUCAAAGCUGGUUCCAGAUCUGCAAUGGUUGGAGAAUGAACCUAAUGUGACACUGAAAUGUAAAGAUUGCAUUGAUGGGUUUCUUGGUUCGAUUGAGAAAGACGGUUCUAAUGUGUUUGUGAAUUGGAUUAAGAGCAAUCAGAUCAAGACUAUCUUGGUGCUAGGGAUAUGCACAGAUAUAUGUGUGCUGGAUUUUGUAUGUACCACUUUAUCUGCCAGAAAUCGUCGUUUUCUUGAACCUCUGGAGGAUGUGAUAGUGUAUUCCCGUGGUUGUGCCACUUUUGAUCUUCCGGUUGAUGUGGUCAAAUCUAUGAAAGAUGUUGCAGCACAUCCGCAGGAUCUAAUGCAUCACAUAGGCCUUUACAUAGCCAAAGGAAGGGGAGCAAAGGUCGUGUCAGAAGUGUCAUUUUGUACAUAAGAGCAAUGUUCUUGACCUAUCUGUGGAUUGACAUAAGGGGAUUCUUUUCUCAAUGUGUGAAUAGCUAUCCCCUGUACUUCAGUUCUCUCGAUUAGAUUAGCUCAAAUGUUGGGGGAAAGAAAACAGAGAAAAGAUAGUUCAUAAAGCUCUCUAAGGAUGUAUAUAAAAGCUUUAAAUGUUGGGAAGCUGUUGCUUAGCUGUUAAAUUUGUUAUGUUUGUUUCUGUUCGUGUUGGAUAAUAAUCCCUAUUUGUUAGGGAAGUGCUUGUAGGUUUGAAUUCAGUUUAGUCCAUGAUCCAUGUUGUUAGUUAGUGUUAAACGUGGGGUGCAAUUUGUUUUUUUUUUUUUUAUCUCUUUCCCUGUAAGGCUUAUAAAGCCACCAGUUUGCAGUUGAAUAAUAUAGAAGGAAAGCAUUCCUCCAGAUUUGCAG